AUGAAUGAUAUUAGAAAUGACUGCAACGGAAACUGCUCCUCAGCUCCAGCGUUACUUCCCUCCGAUCGGCCGCCGGACCAACCUGAUCCCUCAAUUUCAUCUGCUCCAUCUAGUUUACCCAACCCGAUGGCUCCUGCCAUCCCCUCCUCUGAUAUGUUAAUUGACUCUUCCCCUUUGCCUGUGUCUUUGUCUCAACAGGGAACCCAGUCCAAGGAAGUGGGAGAGCGAAAGGGACAGUCCGAUGAAGUGGUAUCUGCCACGAAUCCAGGCUCUUAUGCUAGAGCGCUGACGGGACCGGCUUCUAGGGUCCCAUCUUUGAACCAAUUAAUCCAAUGGACUCCGGUGGGGGAACAUGACUUGGUGACAGAGGAACACAAUGGAGAAUCGGCGCUGAGAGUGUCACCUCAAUUUAAGGCCAAGAUCUGUGCACCAUGGCAAAAAACCUUGGUAGUUCGUCUGCUUGGCCUGAGAAUUGGCUUUGUCACCAUGUGCAACCGGCUGAAAGGGCUGUGGCGUCCGUGCGGUGCUAUGGAGGUCAAGGAUCUUGAUCAUGAUUGUUUCUUGGUGAAGCUUGAUAACGAACAAGAUUAUUUUCGUGCUCUGACAGACGGUCCCUGGGUUAUUCAUGACCACUACCUGGUGGUUCAGCAGUGGACACCCAAGUUCAAAGCUUCGGACCCUCUCCCCAAGACGAUGAUCGUCUGGGUACAACUUCCAGCCCUGAAAAUACACUUCUACCACAAAGAAGUGCUGAACACCCUUGGGAAUCUCAUAGGAAGAACAAUCAAACUGGAUUAUCACACCCUGACCCAACAGCGGGCGAAAUUUGCUCGUUUGGCUGUCGAAGUGGAUUUGUCAAGACAUCUUGUUCCCAGGAUUUGGCUAGAUGAUGAAUGGCAGAAGGUGGAGUACGAGAAUCUCCCGGAGAUCUGCUUCAAGUGUGGUAAGAUCGGUCACUCUACAGCAGGCUGCCCGCUGAAUAAUCUGAUGGUUCCAACUGUUCCAGCGGCGGUCACCGGGAAUCCACCGCCGGAGUCUCUGUCGGCGGAGCCGAUCGAUGCCAACCCAGGCUUUGGACCAUGGAUGAUGGUCACGCGGAAGAGUCGGCGCAAUCCUAGGGAGGCUCCACGAAAAGGAAAGUCGGCGAAUGAAACGAGCAAUCAGAUCUCCGAGUCGACAAACAAAUCGGGGAAAGGUGGGGCGAUUAUUAAGGAAUCUCUACAGGCUGUACCGUCCAUGGCGAGCCGCAACGCCCAUCUGCAGCAACGGGUCUCCAACCAGGAAAGGAAAGGGAAGACGGGCGGCGAGGCAAGUAAAAAAGGAAAAGAAAAAGUGGCAGUUGAGAGGGAGGUGCAAGGGAAUGGGCUUCUGGGGCCAGGGCCAGGUCACUCGAAACCAAACAAUAAAGGCCCGACCAUGCCCAAAGACUCCAACGUAGCCUCAUCCUCCAACAAUGUAGCAACUCAUCAGGCCAACUCGGAAAAAGUCUGGGAGUCUCCCUCUGCUUUAGUAACGACGGUGGCCCAAGAUGGUUGCGCGGCCCGAAUCCCUCAACAGCCCAUUUUUCGCACAGAGAUAGGAAAGAAUGGCACGGUGAUGCAGAUUGUGGAACACCAGCAAGCUUCCCAGCAUGACAGCCUGCAAACUCCAACCUCCUCCCCAUCAGUGGCUGCACGUACGAAGCGAAGCAAGAAUAAGAAGCCCCACGCCAAGAAAUCGCCGGCGAGGCUUAAUCAACUAAAGCCAUUACAGAUCUGGUCAUCGAUCAAAGAAAGGAAACCGAAGUCCAAGGCUCGUAUUGCCUCCCUCACCUUACAAGAGAUUACAGCCGGGAUCGAAGCUGCUCGUCGAUCCUCAGGCGGAGCAGAGGAAAAGGAAUCAGAGGGACCAGUAGGCUUUUGCCCAUCGAUCAGCAACCUGGAUGGGGGCGCGACCACUUUUUCUUAA
Messenger RNA from Linum trigynum, 1947 nucleotides. The record is from the annotation of a GenBank genome assembly. Lineage: Eukaryota; Viridiplantae; Streptophyta; Magnoliopsida; Malpighiales; Linaceae.